This is a messenger RNA of Rasamsonia emersonii CBS 393.64, 276 nucleotides long. RefSeq names its product Cysteine synthase. Gene Ontology annotation, molecular function: cysteine synthase activity; cystathionine beta-synthase activity. The transcript has a single exon. The record is from RefSeq and is a predicted model, not a curated record. Lineage: Eukaryota; Fungi; Ascomycota; Eurotiomycetes; Eurotiales; Trichocomaceae. Gene Ontology annotation, cellular component: cytoplasm. The annotation marks the transcript as partial.
UUCAAUCUCAUCGCCAUGUCGCCCAGCAAUUCGGUUGCCCCUCCAGGGGUGCUAGACUCGAUAACCGAACACAUAGGCAAUACUCCUCUUGUCCGGUUGAACCGUCUACCACAGAGCCUUGGGAUCGAAGCCACUGUAUACGCGAAGCUUGAAUACUUCAAUGCUGGCGGCAGUGUCAAAGAUCGAAUCGCACUGCGGAUGAUCGAGGAGGCUGAGCGUUCGGGGCGGAUAAAACCCGGCGAUACAUUGAUCGAGCCGACCAGUGGAAAUACGUGA